Messenger RNA from Oncorhynchus masou masou (cherry salmon), 3933 nucleotides. RefSeq names its product large neutral amino acids transporter small subunit 3-like. Gene Ontology annotation, biological process: neutral amino acid transport; transmembrane transport. The transcript is spliced from 15 exons. Lineage: Eukaryota; Metazoa; Chordata; Actinopteri; Salmoniformes; Salmonidae. Gene Ontology annotation, molecular function: L-amino acid transmembrane transporter activity; neutral L-amino acid transmembrane transporter activity. The coding region runs from base 483 to 2126 and encodes 547 amino acids. The record is from RefSeq and is a predicted model, not a curated record.
AGUUUAGCUUCUCUUCAUGUUUUUAUGUGAAAAUCUUCUUCCUCACUCUCACGUUUUCAUCGUUGUCACUUUCCAGGAGACUACAGGUAGCCUACGCCCAGUCCGCACUGGCAGAGAAUUCCACGACAAAGACAAAGGAAUACAAAUAGGCUACCCAUAGUGGGGAGUGGGCGGAUUGCUAGGAAGUCAAAUUACAAUGAGUGAAGUCAAAUUCGGAGAGAAGGAGAGUCAACCGAAGAGUGGGAGAGAAAGAGUACACGAAAAAACGUUUACGUUUAUGCCGUGUCAGUAAAGACUCGUAAGAAGACGGUAUCGUUUUGAUAUAAGAUACUAGUGUUUUGUUUUAGGAGGGGAAGAGAAGAAAUAGAAGGACGUGACAUUUUAAAAAUAGUUUUCUACAGCUAGAAACUUUCUCUCAGCGUUCUGUACUACAGACUGUGGUUUAUUUUUUGAGAAAGAAAGACAACUGAACAGCAGCAGCAAUGGCGCCCUCUCUCCUCCAGGCCUAUAGGAGGCGCUGGUGGAUGGCUAUGACGGCGGUGUUGGAGAACCUUCUGUGUUCUGCCGUGCUGCUGGGAUGGGGCUCACUCCUCCUCAUGCUGAAGGGCGAGGGCUUCUACUCACACCUCUGCUCAGAGAAUGACACGAAUGCCCACGUGCUGGCGCUGGGCAACAAGUCGUCCUGGGAGAGUGGUAUCUGGGUGAGCUGUGUGGACCAGGAGGAGAUGCUCAACCUGGGCUUCACCAUCGGCUCCUUCCUCCUCAGCGCUGCCACCCUGCCCCUGGGCAUCCUCAUGGACAAGUACGGCCCGCGUCCACUACGCCUUCUCGGCAGUUUUUGUUUUGGUCUCUCCUGUGCCAUAAUGUCAAUAUCAGCGUACGAUCCUCAACGGCUCUCUGCUCUCAUCUUUCUGGCCCUCUCCUUCAACGGCUUCGGUGGCAUUUGCUUGACCUUCACCUCCCUCACGCUACCCAACAUGUUUGGCAGUCUGAGCUCCACCAUCAUGUCUCUGAUGAUUGGCUCCUAUGCCUCCUCCGCUGUCACCUUCCCUGGAGUCAAGCUGAUCUAUGAUGCGGGCGUGUCGUUCCGGGUGAUCAUGUGGGUGUGGUCGGGUCUAGCAGGCUUAGUCUUCCUCAAUUGUUUUCUCAACUGGCCAGUGGAGGCCUUCCCCACUCCCGACGAGGUCGACUACAGUAAGAAGUUAGCGCUGACUUAUCUGUCUGGGGACCAUAAGAGUGUGGGAGAGAGGUUGAGUCAGAAGAAUGGAGGCCUCAACGACUCCACUGAGAAGCUCCCAGCUGACACACAGAAUGCCAUCCCAUUCCGUAGGUCGGUGUUCUCGCCCAUCUUCCUGUGGAGUCUGGUUACCAUGGGGAUGACCCAGCUCAGGAUAAUUUUCUUUAUGGGCGCAAUGAACAAGAUGCUGGAGUUCCUCGUCACCCACGGCGACCCUCACGCUUCUGGGACGUUGAUCGUCGAGGCAAAGGAGAAAGUGAGUUUCUACUCGUCCAUCUUUGGCACCCUGCAGCUGCUCUGCCUGGUCACCUGUCCUCUGAUUGGCUACAUCAUGGACUGGAGGAUGAAGGAGUGUGUGGCAGAGACAGAGAAGAGACCAACAGACGGGCCGACGAGAGACAAAAAGAUCCAGAAAAUCACCAAUGCCAUGAGAGCCUUCAUCUUCACCAAUCUGCUACUGCUGGUGUUCGGAGUGUGUUGUCUGAUAGACAACCUGCCGCUCCAGAUCCUGACCUUCAUCCUCCACACCAUGGUCAGAGGGUUCAUCCACUCCUGCUGUGGAGGCCUGUAUGCUGCCGUGUACCCCUCUAACCACUUUGGUACUCUGACUGGGCUGCAGUCGAUGAUCAGUGCUGUGGUGGCCCUGCUGCAGCAGCCCCUCUUCAUCAUCAUGGUGGGAUCCCUGCACGGAGACCCCUACUGGAUCAACCUGGGCAUGAUCCUCUUCUCAUUGGGUGGCUUCCUGUUGCCUGGAUACCUAUUCUACCAUCGCAGACACCUGAUCCAGGAGAAGGAGGCUCGAGAAAAGAAUGGCAUUUGCCAGGAGAGAGAGGGUCUCAACCACUCAGAUCACAACGGCCUCAAACACCAUAGCAACGGUCUAGCAUAGGAAGUGGUUCUGGCGCAAUGCUAAGGAUUGUGGGAACUGUAGAAUUUUUGUCCGUGUCCAUGGUUAUCCACAAAAUCAGCAUCGUUUUAUUUUUUCAUUGUUAGGAUUAUUGCUGUUUUUGUUGACUAAACCAUAUUUUUUAAAUCAUAAUCCACACAUUUGUCUCUAAGGAGAAGUUGUGUCGUCAAUAUUUUAUGCUGUUUAGUUUCUGGGUUCAGUUCAGAAUAUCCAAAUGACUUGUUAAAAAGCCACAACACUUUUCACUGGUCACAAGCAGACACUCACACCUUCAUAUGUCCGUGUUGCUAGGCCAAAACUUCUAAGGUACUUGAAAGACCCUUCAGUGGCGUGUUAAUUCUUUAGUAUUACUCAAUCCAUGCAGACGAACACACACACAACACCAAAGAAUGAUAUUCAGAUAUGAAUUGUGCAACUUCUGCUGAAAAAAGUAAUUCAUUGUAAAUCAAAUACACUGGGUGUCAUAUACAAAAAAAGGAAUCAAAAUGACAUUAAGUAUGAAUUAACACAGUAAGGUAGUGAUACGUUUUACUAGGAAGCUUGGGAAAACCAAUGCAAUGCACACUUCACCCAGCCACGAGUAAUGCUACAAUUUGUUGUACCAAAUAUGCCAAUGCUUUUUCUAUUGCAAUAUUUUUAUCACAUUAAACAUGCAUACAGACACACAGACUGACUGUAGAGACACUGACUACCUCUUCUUUCCCCCAAUGGUCUCUCUUCAAUCAAGACCCGUCUGUGUGUGGUGUGUAGAUUUGACUUUUCAUUGUCAGUUGAAAUACGUAGAUUUUCUAUGCAUAGAUUGCUAAUUCAAAAAGUGGAGUUAAUCGGUCAUUCUCCACUGAACAUACAAUUCAGAUGUUUUUUUAUAGGAAAACAUGAACUUGUGACACUCGACCCCCAAAAGCAUAGACUUUAAGGUUUUAAAAGUAGACACGUAGAAUGGUAGUGUCCACUGUGUCAUACUUUUACAGCUUUGUGCACAGGAAUGAACUUGUGUGUAAAUAAAUGUAUUUAAGUGUCUUUUUGUACCUUUUAGCUGCAUGUGUUUUAAAAAAGGGAAGUUGUGUGUUAGCAGAUGUAUUCAUUGUAGUGCCAUGAAUUUAACUACGUCUGAUGAAGAUUGUGUUUUUGCUGUGUACUGUACCCGGUUACAGAGCUCAUGUAUGUUGUAGGGCCAGGAAUUUUUCCUAUCCACAUAUCCUGACCAGGGAAAACUCUGUGCCCUACGUAAACACAAAGCUCUGGCCUACAGACUUAUUGUAAAUCUAACUUUAUCUCCUAUGCAAAUGCUUCUGGUGUCAUGCCUCACUACACUAUUGGCUGAGAAGACACCAAUGUUCUCAAUAUAAAUAGUCUGAUGCAUUUAUAUUAUGCAGUUUCUAUUAUGCAACUGUUAAUGUGAAUCAUUAGUAUAUAGUGGGGAAGGGGGAUUGAAAGUGUUAUUUUUGUAUUAAUUCAGUGCCUUGCCUGACCUCAGUGCAUAGAAUUGAAUGUAAAUCAACAGGAAAAGACAGUACCAAACUUCACCUAGGAAACCAAAUCCAUGUUGGGAGCCAUUCUAGUCAUAUCUAUGGGCUGCUAAGCCAUAUUUCAAUAUGUACAACACCUUUCCUCAGGGGCAUGUAGCUUUGCGAAAAUGAUGAAAUGUAUUGUAUCUAAUCCCCUCCCCAUCAUGCUCCUGUUUAUAACGUUGUGUCAGAAGUGAUAUGCAUUAUUUUGUUUCUGCCAUGUCUCAUUUGGGGACUAAAACCAGCUUUAAGUCUUAUCAAAUAAACAAAUAUGUAAGAAA